Messenger RNA from Podarcis lilfordi (Lilford's wall lizard), 40604 nucleotides. Lineage: Eukaryota; Metazoa; Chordata; Lepidosauria; Squamata; Lacertidae. The record is from the annotation of a GenBank genome assembly.
GGGCGGGGCGGGCUCUGGAGGCCGCUCGGGGGCUCCGGCAGCAGCCCGAGGAAGAACCAGGGCUUCUAGCGACUGCACAGCGGCAGCGCGCUAGUUCUAUGGCCAGGUGAGGAGGGGCGAAGGCGACGCAGCCUCCGGGGACUGGGGUCGGGAUCGGGGCCGGGGGUCCUGAGCGGUGGGGUGCUGGGAGUUGUGGGAUCGGCUGGGCGGCCUGAGAAGGAGGCUGGCGGGGGCGCAGGUGUUCGGGGGUGCAAAGUAAUACGGGGGGGGGGUGUUUGGAUAAGCUUGGGAUGCCGUGGCUGAGAUGGAGGCAGUGAUUUGGUCUGCUGGAGCCUGGGGUAAGCAAUGGGGCUGGAUCUCAGGUGCGGGAGGGGGCAGCUCUGGGGGCUGCAACAGAGUGCCGGGAGUAGAAGCUACGGCGUAGCCUUUCCAAAGGAAGGCUGCACAGCCGCGCCGCCACAGGCUGCAGCAGCCACUGGCUGGGUCGGGAGGUGGUUGCUGGUGGUGGUGAUGUGUUUUUUGUGAAUGUGGGCGAUUUUAUGAAUGGAGCUGGUUUUGUGUGAAUGAAGCCUUGAGUGCGGGGGCGGGGGCUGCGUCUCCUCGCGGCGUUCUGCACAGGGCUGUAGGGGUGGGGGCGCCUCUGAAGGCGUUUCGUGAAUGGAGCGAGCUGGGAAGUGCGUGCCUUGUUUUUGUGAAUGGGGCCCUACGCCGGGGAUCUCGUUACACUCUACCUGCUCUUGUUGCUUGCUCUGCCAUUCAUAAAACUUAAGCCAGAUUUGCACAUGGGGGAGGGGAUGCUAAUUGUAUUGUUUGGCUGUGUUAAAGGCUUUCCCUAGGGGUACGGGGGGGGAGAGGGGAGGCGAAUCGCAGCGGCCAGAUAGAAAAGCGGAUUUAGUACGCGCGACAUAAUGUUUUUAAAUAUGUUGCUUCCAAUCGCCGUUUUUGCCAAAAAAAAAUUUGCUCUGAAUCGACGGGGCAAGUUCGGAAUGGAAGAUAUUUGUGUCCGCGGUGAUAUUUAGGAGCAGUUUGCAACAGUUGACCAGCUAGGCUAGAUAAAGAAGUUCAUAACCGAUCUCGCUACCACCACCUUUCUCUCGUCCCUCUCUCCCCCCGCCGCCAACCCCAUGUUAUGAAACGCACUUACUCAAGUUUGUUUUUUUUUUAAGACCACAGAUUCUGUAUUUUUGAGAGGAGUUCGUAGAAAAUACUGCUUCUUUUAAACAAGCCAUAAAUCUCUCUUGUGUUUAAACUUCACGGUGAAUUUACUUAAGGGAUGACUGAAAACUGCCCUUUGCUUAGCAGAUUUCUUGAAGAUAUACAGGCUGUUCAAUAGCAGCAAAAGUUGCAUCAGCAGAACAAGGGACCGAGCAGUUUUCCAUUUCGCGCUGGGUCUUAUGCCAACCUAACAUGGAUAUUUCUUGCAGUGUGUUUUUAAGCUUUCGAGUAAAUUAUCCGAGAUUUCAAAGGUUUAGAUCAGCAAAAAAAAAAAUAAGCUACUUCAAACAAUGCUAGAAUGGCUACAGUACUAAGUACAGUUUCUGGUAGCAAUGAAAUCAAGGGAUCUUUUCGGUUUGCUUUGCUUAGGCGUAAGUAAAAGGGCAUUGGUUCUCUUUGUAACCUAGAGGAGUUGCAUGCAGAUAAUUAUCAUCUCCAGAAAGCCAAGCUGUUUCACUAACUCCAGUCGACUUUCCUGUGCACUUGUUGCUAUUUAUAUUUUAUCUUUCGACCAUGUAGGGAGAAAAUGUACUCCAAGCCAUGUGAUCUCUGCCUUAUAAUCCACGCCGUUCCCUGUGUUUGUUCUUAAGCGGUUGUAAUUCGCAUUUAGUGAUGUCACGACUGUUUCCAUAGUAACUCUGUGACAUCAUGGAUUAAAGGUUGGGGCUUUGGUGUGUUGAUUUAAAAAGAGCAGCAACCUAAUGAAUGGAUAUCAUAGCAACUAGCUAGAGGGGGGUUAAUACUAUAAUUUGUCUUCCUCCCUCCCCCAUGUUUAAUGUGUGUUAACUAAGCACAAAAGAUAAUCCUAAAAGCUUGCAGAACAUGCUCGUGUGCUGUUAGAGAUGGUCUCUUCAGGUGCCUUAAAGGCAGAACAUUGUCUGAUUCCUCUGUCUUUCUCUUCUCCCUUCCAGCCUGAAAUCUGCCAGAACUAGAUUCUGAAAACUCUUCUCAUCCUGGAAUUACUCAAUGCUAAAAACGUUCGAGGGAAUAUUAAAGAAUUUGCAAGCACAAUGGAUGGUUUUUAUGAUCAGCAGGUCCCUUUCAUGGUCCCUGGGGUAGGACUUCAUUUUUUUAAAUGUGGUUUUGUUUUCUUAUCAUGUGAUGCCCCCUGCUCCUUUGUACAAAGUUCAUGUUGCUUCUGCUCUUUUGUGUUUUUGAACGAUUGCCCUUCAUAGUUACAUUUCUUUGCUUCUACCAGAAACCUUGCACAGAUGAAUGUCGAGGCAGGCCAGUAAAUGACAGAAAAAGGAAGUUUCAGGACACUGACUUGGCUCAUGAUUCUGAAGGUAGCGAAGAAUUGCCUCCUUUUUUUGUUGUUGAUGUUUGAAAAAAGCAUCUUUGAAACAUCACCAUUUUAAGCAGCAUGUGUAAAAAGCAUGUAAGCAGAAAAAAAUACUCCAUUUUUUUGUUCUUAUUUUCUUUCAGAAUUGUUUCAGGAUCUCAGCCAGUUGCAGGAGGCUUGGUUAGCUGAAGGUAAAUCCUUGUUGAUAUCACAAUUCUGUGUCCCAUUGUGCUUUGAUAACCUAUUGGCUAUGAUAAUUGGUCGUGCUUGUCAUUUCUAUGGAAUCUUUUUUCUUUGUUCUUUUUUUGCUGUUUUGUAAUGUAUGACAUUAAUAUUUAUUUUGGCUUGUGAGCUCCUUUGUUUUUAGAUAAGGAAAUGUAGGGUUUAAUUUAUUAAUGAAUUGGUGAAAAAACCUUGUUUUCCCCCCUUUCUUUUAGCCCAAGUUCCUGAUGAUGAACAGUUUGUCCCAGAUUUCCAGUCCGAUAACUGUAAGUCAUUCUCUUGUUCAUUUGUCUGCCUGCUGUGAAAUCUGUAGUGUCAUUGCAAGAUGUGUGACAGGUUUUAGUUGCUCCCUUGGUUUUUGCUUCUGUUAAUUAAAUGUAGCUGCAAAGUGUAUUUUUGCAAGUUUUUUGUCAAAUCUGUGGAUCUUGACGAGAAGGGAGCAGACAGAAGGUGUGGACACUGACUGUUCUGUUAACGGCACUGCUUUAAUUGGCAGACUUAGGAUAUUUAUUUGAGCAUCUCUGGGGCUGCCUAUUAACCUUGAUCUCUGCAGAACCCUUUCAAGCCCCCAUGAAUACUUCAUAAUGUAAGAGAUAUUAAAAUCCAUUUGACAGCAAGCACAAGAGCACUCUGUCUCUCACCAGCCCUGUGCCUUCCAAUUCCCUCAAUGACUUUUCUGGCUAUUAUAGCCGCAGCUAUAGCGAAGCUGUGAAGGACAAAGCUUUGCUGGUGAAACUUGAGCAGCUUUAGGGAGCAUUCGUCAUUGGCAAGCCAGCAGCUCUGAGAAGGCGGCUAGGAAAGCCGUCCCUCUCGCACUGCACCACCCCCAAAAUUCUCCCUUACCUGCAGCAUCUGAGAGCUCAGCACCUGGGCCUCUGCAGGCAGCAAGCUAUUUAGGCACGCAUGCUUUCUGCAUAUUUUUUGACUGUGAUUUGGGGGCAUUAGAGGUUAAAGAAAAGCAAGAUGAUGUUCUUAAAAGUGUAAAGUGGAAAUGUUACUCCGCAUCCACUCAGGGUGUGUGUGUGUGUGUGUGUGUGUGUGUGUGUGUGUGUGUGUAGCUGUUCCGAUUGCCACAGAAUUUGAAGGGAAGAAAACAUAGCCUGCAGUGGAACGGAUUCUUGAUUCAAACUCUGUCACAGCAUGCAGUGGUGUAUCUUGUGCUACAGUAAAUGCAUGUUAAUUAUUGCCCUUUGAUUACUUUGAAGUAAGUGGGAAGCUUGCCAUGAAAGCUUCCUCAGACUGGUUGUGGUGUGUGUGUGUGUGUGUGUUUUCUUUCCUCCUCCCUGAGAUGAAAGGCAGCCUGGAGUAAGAAAUUUUCUCUCUGUGUUGACAUUCUAACCCAACCCUUCCAGUUCUCCUGCUCGGAGCAGUAUAAACUGCAGCCGGGCUGUGUGGGAGGAGAUGUUGUUGGCAGAGGCGCUCUCUCUCUCUCUCUCAGCAAGCUUUUACGGUUCAGGAGCCUGAAGGAUUGUGGGGAAAACAAAAUGUCUUCUCCAGAGUUCUGGGCCUCCGCAGCAAACCUUUUGUGAGAGGCAUUAGGAGUUCUGUUUGGGUUAAGAAGCCUUUUCCUUCUGGCCUGAGCAUCCUCUAUGUAUUCUGUGUUUGUGGUGAGCAGGUCGAUGGCAGGAGGGGAUUCUCAAUGGAAGCUGUUUAUAUAUCAAUGAGUAGCUUCCUGCCUGGAAUGGAUCUAGUAAUGCCAAAUUUAAAUCUUACUGGGACCAUGUGUUUGCAGGGGAGACAGGCUUCCCUUCUGACCUGUACAGGUCUUUUAAGCCACUCAGGCUAGUGAAACCAAUUGCCAGAGGUUGGAGAGAGGAUUGUGCCCUGUGUAUAGCAGAAGGGCUAAAUUCUGAGCGAAGAUGAGAAGGCAUAUCGCUAAAACCUGCUAAAGUUCCCAAAGAGCAAGGGGAUCUCCAAUAUUUACUUUUUUUAAAGGUGGAAAGAUAAUAUGGGGCCCAGAAUCUGCAAAGUGAAACUCUGUGGCCUUUGAGAGGCUCAGUAAUGCAGUUUGCUGUAUAGCACCAGAAUAGCUGAUUGAAUAGAUGAAUAAAGAGAAAUGAACAGGGCAUCUUUUGCACUUGAAAGGGUUUCUGGAGCUCUUGCUUAAUAUGUCAUAGAUGGAUGUAUGAUGAUUCAUGGUUUGCAUUAUUACUGUGGUUUCUGGCACAGAAAUCAACUGCUGCAUGAGUAACAUGCUAAUCCUAAACACCCUUAACUUGAGUUCCGUUUAAAAUUGGUGCGACUUGGUGCCAAGUAAAUGAGUUUAGAAUUGGGGCUGUUCAGGAGACAGUUGGUGCUAUUUUGCCUCAAAAUGUUUGCUUGGAAUGUGUGGUCUUAGAAUUAGGACCAGUCCUAUGUAUUUUAAUUUGGAUGAUGGUGGUGGGUUUUCAUUUCUUCUUCUGCUUCCUAUUAUGUAAUUACAUGAAUGUGUUUACUUGAGUACCCUUGUAGGUGGCACUUUGAAAAGCUAAUUCUUUUGCAAGGUCUAUAAAAAGCACAAUAUGUCUGCACACAUCUCUGCCUCUGUUCUGACUCUAGUUCUCUAAGAAUGGCACUGUGACAAGCUUUAGGUUAAGGUGCCUGUUUCCUAUUACUUGUUGGUCUUACUGUCCUAUUUUUAUUUUUCUACUAUUUCUCCCGCUUUAAUGAGGGUCUCUCCCAGAUGUUGGGUGGCAUCCAAUGCUGUCUGCACACUUGCGUAAUGAGACUUUGGGUUUCUCUUUGCCCCCCCCCCCACCCUCGUGCUCCCGAAAUCUACUCUGAAGGGUUGGGGGUUGCUAGGGGGAGGAGAGUAAGGAGAAGCCCCACAGCACAAGAGGAUGCCUGCUCACACUACCUUGGAUCUCGCCCACUGUGUUUUUCAGACAAUUGUUAGCGUUUGUUGAGCAGGCUCCAGAUGGCUUUCCUCUAUGGUAACGGUUCUGUUUUGGUGAGAGAGACUAAUUCCCUUGGCUAGCAAAUUACAUAAAGGUUAGCUCUCUCUGUGUUUGUGUGUGUCACCUCUGACAUCGCCAGUGGACAACUCUCUUCCCUUAUCCACGCAUCCUAUCCUGGGACAAUUUAAAAAUGCUUGGGAGGCUGAGCUCUCCCUUUCUGUGCCCACCAAGCACCUUAUUGCUAUUUGCUAUUUCAGGGGUUUCUUAUUGCUCAUAUUUUUUACAUUUUAAAAUGUGGGCUACUUUGGACAACUGAUUGAAAAAGUGAAAUGUACAAUGAAAAGAACAAAGAAAUGAAGAAAACGUCAGUGUUUUUUUAAAGGAAAAGUGAGAUAUAUACAUGAGUUGUAACUUGCCCAGGGAUAAUAUGAUGGUGAGGUUAAACGUAGAGUUAAUACAUAAAAUAUUGAUUAGAAUAAAUGAUCCUCAACCAAAAAAAGGUGCAGGAACACUUGUGUAGCCUCAACAUGGGAACCCAGCCAAGCUGCAACUCUUCCCCACCCCAGCUAUAGCCUGCCAUUUUGUCAACUUUUUUUUCUUCCUUUGGAGCAGUAAGGGUGUAUUUUCUCUUGAAGUAGCCUUCGAUAACCCUGUGAAGGUUAAAAGGGUGAACAGUUACAACCUCCUUCCUGUAUGUUCCUGAUAAUGACUUGAAUUAUUAAACAGGCAACUACUUCCUGUGGCUAAGGAUGGUUUUGUGGAUAAAGAUAAAGGGGCCGAGGGGGACAAUGGUAUUUCAGAGAGUUGAUAACAGUCUUGAAGAGGGAUUGUGGUUCCUAAUGUAUACACUCGAACUUGUUUUACUUUAUGAUUUAUUGUGCUGCAUCUCGACUUGCCUACUAUAUUUAAGCUCCAUUGCGGGUCUUAAGUUAGCCAUCACUAACUUAGCCCUUUGUUGUUGUUUAGUCGUGUCCGACUCUUUGUGACCCCAUGGACCAGGGCACGCCAGGCACUCCUGUCUUCCACUGCCUCCCGCAGUUUGGUCAAACUCAUGCUGGUAGCUUCGAGAACACUGUCCAACCAUGUCGUCCUCUGUCAUCCCCUUCUCCUUGUGCCCUCCAUCUUUCCCAACAUCAGGGUCAUUUCCAGGGAGUCUUCUCUUCUCAUGAGGUGGCCAAAGGAUCUGUCCUUCCAGAUCCCUUUACUCAGGGCUGAUUUCCUUCAGAAUGGAUAGAUUUGAUCUUCCUACUGUCCAUGGGACUCUCAAGAGUCCUCCAGCACCAUAAUAACUUAACCCUAUCUUCUAUGAAUGGGUACUGGCCAUGAUGGCUUUGUCCUACCUCCAGUGUCAAAGAGGCAAUAUGUCUCUGAAUACCAGUUGCUGGGAAUCACAAGUGGCAGAGAGGGCUGCUGUUCUCAAAGCUCCCAUUGUUUUCUGCACAUUUUGCGACAGGGAAUUUCAUCAGCGCAAGCAGUUUCUGAGCUCUGGGUGCAGUACUGCGCCGAAGAUUUCAGAUUAAAACUGCAGAGUGGAAGGAAAGGAGGACCUUUUUCUGCCUCCCCACUUCCAGCUACUCUCUGAAGACUGGAGAAGAGACCCUCUUAAGAAUAUUAGGGUGGGUGGGCAGGGGAAGGAAUAGACCACGUGAAGAAUGAACAUAAUGUUUUAGCUGCAAUUCAUUCAUUUUCAGCUUUGUAUUCUUGUUAUUAAAAAGCAUGUCUAGACGUUCCAUUGUUGUGCCCUUAACCUAGGUUUAAGAUGCCUUUUAGCUCCUAGCUUUCAUAUCUCAGUUUCUAACACUGGCUGUCCUGUGUCCUGCUGGCGGGCUUCCCAUAGGCGUCUUCUGGUUAGCCACUCUGAGAACAGGAUACUGGACUAGAUGGGGUUUUGGCCUGAUCCAGUGGUGCUCUUUGCAUCUUCUUAACUCCCAUUGUUUUCAAUGGUUCUACUCUUAAAUCAGAAUUCAAGCUGUUGCUCCAGUUAAUAACUUUAUUUAUAAGGUGGCUUACACAAAAUCAACACAGCGAAACCUAAGACGAGAGUGAGAUGCAACAAAAAACAAAUACAGAUUACAUUUGGUAAACUGAUCUGGAUCAGUGUACACCUGCUUAAGGAAUGGCAUACACUUAGGGCAACACCAGCCUGGCAUUUGAGCCUUAAUCUCCUUGCCUCUUGUCUUUGCAGAACGGAUGAGGUCAGAGAUCAAGGGGCAAGUUUUUGUAUCCUUUUGUAUGGGGAAUAACAUUUAACUUUCGUUCAGAGUCAGCUCAUUGAAAUUACUGAAUGUAUGUUUGCCAUGGCCAUUAAUUUUAAUGGGGCUACUCUGAGUAAAAAUCUGUAUAAUGCUACUCAUACAUCAUAGGAAGCAGUUCUCUUCUUAAACAACUUUCAGUUCUCUUGAAAAUAUUGUUGGUCUCUCAACAAUGAUCUCUGAGUUGUGACAACAUAGCUAAAGAAAGUGCCUAGAUUUCUGCUGAUCAACUCCCAUCUCUUUCAUCAUGAAGUACCGGUAUUUUUAACCAGUUGGGGUCAAUUCACAUGAAAGACUAUUUUGAUAAUACACUAGUGCCAAGAAUGGGUAGAGAAUGUUGAAAACUCAGAAUUAUGCUUCCUGCACUUCACUUUUUCCUUGGUGAAAGCAUACAAGUGCAUUUCUCUGUGUGUGUGUGUGUGUGUGAGAGAGAGAGAGAGAGAGAGAGAAUUUGAAGAAAUUGGGCAAUUGUUUUCUGGUUUGCAUCACAUCUAUUUGUAGACACCCUUUAUGGGUCAGAAAAAGGGGAAAGAAGAGCAGAGUUCAGAGAUAAGUUCAAAAUUGCAUGAAAAGCCUUGAAGCAUAGAGACUUUGUCCCUUGCCCCUUCAUCUCUGACCUCGUCAGUUCUGCAAAGACAAGAGGCAAGGAGAUUAAGGCUCAAAUGCCAGGCUGGUGUUGACCUGAGUGUACGUCAUUCCUUGAGCAGGUGUACACUGAUCCAGAUCAAUUGGCUUUCCAUACCCACAAAGCCACACGGUUACCAAGCAACCUGUUUGUGUGUACAAGUCACUUAGGAGUUGGGAGCAAGCCGCUUCAGUGUGGAAACCAGGUAAUGAUGGCUGCACAUAAGGUCAUGAGCAGGUGGUUGGUAUCAUGCAAGCAAAGAUACAUCCCUGCAUAGAGUCUUAAAUAGAUAUCACCAGCUUUCUAACUGCAGUGUGAGGAUUUGAGCACAAUGCAGUAUUGGCAAAGAGUUUGUGGCCGCAUACCCUGAUAUCACCCAUGCAGGCGCUACAAACAACACUGUGACUUCUGAGAAGUCGCUUUCCAUAGGGAAGUAUCCAACGAACACAUCCUGUCAGCGCAAGGGUUUCCAUUUGUGCAACAUAGCUUUUCCCCCCGUACACCCCCAAAAUCUGUUCUAGAGGUUUCCCAAGCCUUCCAGAACAGAUUUGGGAAUGGCGCAGGGUAUGCGCAGGCGGAGGAGGGGGGAAGUUCCAUUGCGCAAGCGGAAAUCCUAUGUGCUGACGGGACACGUUAGUUGGCUACUGCCCAAACAGAUUAGAUAAUUUGCCUCCUUUGGGCCACAGGCUCGUCUUUUGACUCUAGUUCUGUUUUUCCAGCUUAUGGAUGUGUGUUUCCUCCUCUGAAAAGUGUGCGAGUCAUCAGACUCAUGGUGAAAAUGCCUAUUUCAGCACAGGCCUCCAUCAGGAAAAUCACAUGGUGCAGCUUUUGCUGCACUGUUUUGCUUGAGAGUGUGGAUGGGGAAUUUCAUUCCCACCAUCCGCCCCUCAAAAGGAUUCUCAGCAACUAGAAAGAAAGCAAAUCCAAGGAAAGGAGUAUCAGGCUAAACAUUCUCCUUGAUGUGCUAGGUUUCUAUAUGCAGGGAGAUGUCAGGGGGAGACAUGCAUUCCAGCACAUGAUCCCGCAAAGAAUCUCUAAAGUGGUGCAGUCUAGCAGCACCACGUGACUCUGCUGAUGGUGUAUUCCAGGUCAUUCUGUUUGCAAAGUUAGAGCUAAGGCAAUAGGAGAGAGAGUGACUAAUUUUGAAAUUUGGACAUUCAGGAUCAAAUGGGACACCUGUAUUCUAAACAUCUUCCACCCUCUGAAAGCUUACCUCUCUAAACUGGCAAACUGUACCAUGAUAACUUCUGGUGGAAGCGGUAUUGUGGUGUCUCUGCUAUGGCAUCUGUGAAUGGGGUAGAGAGCUCCGCUGGCACAAAGCUCUUUGCAUGCAAGUUCCUGGCUGAUUUCUUGGUGCUGGUUCAGCAUCUAUUGUCCUGCUUCACUGCCAGUGCACAGAUAAACAAGGCAAAAGCCCUUGGCGCCUCCUCCCCCAAGCCGCGCUGCAUUCCUGACUUCCUCUCUACCUUGGCGUGUUGAGACAUAACCUAUAGUUGUGCUGCUUGCUUGCUUCUUUCUUUCUAGGUUCUAAUUAUAGUUAAUGUAUUAGAACAGGGAAAUGAGAAUGUGUACUUUCUCUGGGGCAGACACACAACACACACACAAAUAUCUGCCUUUGAGGCACUGAGCUCUUCCUCUGACUGCUGGCAUAGGUGUGUGUACCACAAGUCAGCACCCAAGGAAGGCACUUUAGGGAUGGGCUGCUUCUCUUGUUGCCUGGUAAGGCUUCAGAGGCUGCCGUUGCUAGUACAGUGGUACCUCAGGUUACAGACUCCGCUAACCCAGAAAUAGUACCUCAGGUUAAGAACUUUGCUUCAGGGUGAGAACAGAAAUCGGGCAGUGGCGGGAGGCCUCGUUAUCUAAAUUGGUGCCUCAGGUUAAGAACAGUUUCAGGUUAAGAAUGGACCUCCAGAAUGAAUUAAGUUCUUAACCCGAGAUACCACUGUACAGUAAUGGAUUAAUAUUUAGUGGUUAGGAGGGGUGUGCAAGGGGGGGGGGGAGAGAUAGUACCUUGAUUUUCAAACAGCUUAGUUCAUGAACAACUUGGAACUCAAACGCCGCAAACCCGGAAGUAGGUGUUCCGGUUUGCGAACUUUGCCUCGGAAGCCGCGCCUUGGUUUCCGAACGUUUCGGAAGUCGAAUGGACGCAUUCCGUUCGAAAUCCAAGGUACGACUGUAUUAAAAGUUUGAUUCGCUUAGGAUGUUUUUAGGUGGAGGUGGUGUUUUGUUCCUUUACCCCUUUGGCUGCUCAGAAGCAGCAUAAUGCAUGUCUGUCACUUGCUUGAUCAGGAUUUCCAGACCUGUCACAAAUGUGCAUCUUCAGUGCGGAUGCUGCCUGCCUUACUUUGUUUGAUGGAAUGCACACUUGGAUAAGUGAUCCAGUGGGCAUCUUGCUGUGGAUUGAGGGGGGGGGCAGCAUCCCAUUGAAAACUUGGCAGUUCCAGCAGGCAACGUCUGCACUUGAACCUGUGUCUGAUUUUAUCCAGCAGCCCUUUUAAACUGCAACAGUGCUUUGGCUUUCAUGGAUGGAAGCGGGGAAAGGGAGCUUGUGGUCAUCCAGAUAUUGUUGUGAGGAGGGACUUCUUCUAGAUAAGCAGGAUUUCCCUUCAUACUACAGAGGCCUCUUCAGUUUGUGAGGACUCCUUCCAACCCUACCCCCAUCUCCCUUGUUUGCAUCCAGCGUUUCCAUGCAGGAGACAUCCAAUGGGGUGGGAUGAGAGUGAUUUUUCAAGCUGAAAUAUUGUGUGGGUGGGACAUCAAAAGCCAGCCUGUACAGGCAAGUCUUGGCUGGGCUCCUAAAAGAGUUCAUAUGGGCAAAUAUCUGUGAGCCUGUGCAGUGAGAGAGUUGGCAGAGGGAUGUGCUAUUGUACUUUGUUAUCCUCUGUCCUGGGAAAGGUGGUAUCAGACUUAAAGAAACCAAGCCAUGUUUUGAGGUUCAGCACUGCCCACCUUCCUAGGAGCAGGGCGUUUGGUGUAGUAUCAUCUGGCUGUCCAGAUGAAUGAUGGACUCCAUCUUCCAUCAGCUCCAGACAGCAUGGUCAAUGGCUGGGAAUGAUGGGAGUUGUAGUCCAAUGACAUCUGGAGGGCCAUAGGUUCCCCACCUCUGCUGUAAACAGUGGGAGGACUCCUGGAGAGAGAGAGAGAGGCCAAUAAGAGCUCUGCAGGUUGAAACCAAAAACUGGGGCUGUCUCCAGAAGCUAACAUGAGAGCCCAUGUAACUUGCAUAGGAUGUUACACGACUUAAGCAACAUGUUACAGCUUCCAAAUAUCCUUCAAGAGCUGCCCCUUCUUGAACUCAGUAAGAAAGUGCUUUUUUUCCUAAAUUGUAUGUGUUUCUUUUUAUUUGGCAUUAUACUAGCAACACCUUUUGUCUUUCCUCCUCCGGGACCCCUAUUUGCUGUCUUUUUUCCUUUUGUGAGCAGUUUUUGAGCAAUUAGCACCAAUUUCACAACGCUGUAGUCCUCAAGAAAUGCCAUUUUUCCUACACUGGGGAUAAUUAGCCCCUAUCUUAAUCCUUCCCAUAAAUGCAGGGGCUACAGUAGCUACUAACAGAUGGAGCUGAGAGUGAGGGCACUGUUAGCAUUAAAAGGAAAUAUUCUGUCCACUGGCAGGCAGCCGUUGUUUUGAAGGGAAAAAGUUGAUUUUACAAAUUAUUUUUACUCCCCACCCCCACCCCGGCCAAAGGGCAUUUCCGGACCUCACCACAAGUGGGGUUGCACAAUCAUUUGCAAUGAACUCUUUGGAGAGGCUGACUCCCUCCUAGCUAUGCAGGCUGUUUCUGCAGUGUUUGAAUUCCUUACAUAAACGUUGCCCGCAGCACAAGCUUCUCUGUGCAGGACAGCUGGUCUCUGUUAUGAUCUUAAGUGUCAUUUCCCUUCCCCUGAUUGGUAGCGCUCAGCUGUGGGGAGAGAGAGGGGUUUUUUUUGUGAAUGGAUGGAGUAUUCCAAAUUGGUUGUGAAUGGAGGGUGGUGCCUGCUUGCAGAUUCUCUCCCCCUCCCUCAACCUCCUUCUUCAAUGAAUAACUAAGCCCCAUUGUGCUGCUGGCAGAAAAACAACCGCUCAAACAACACAGAGACUGUUGGAAAGAAACAUGCUUGUGACUGACAGCUGGAACACCUCCAAAGUGAGUUUCCUGCUGUUUGCUGCUCAGCAAGGCCAUGCCUAUUAGGAAGUGGGGGUGGGAGAGGACAGAGAGCAAAUUAUAGGGAGUGGGGGGACGGGGACACAUUAACACUUGAAAUGCCAACAUACUGCCAGAAUGAAAAUGUAUGAGAAAUGCAGCUGCUAGUGGUUUUUUUAAAUAAAAACAAAAACACCAGAGUUUAAUGAAAUGAGUUGUACUCUUGACUUAUUGUAUAGCCUUUUCAAACAAGCAAAACCUUAUCCCUAAAAAAAAAAAAAAAACAAGCAGCUCAAUCCAAGGCACUCUUGGCUCUUCUACUUUGCCCUCCCGUAGAAAGAAGGAUUUGAACAGGUCCAGGGCUUAGCACUAAAUGUUCCCUCCCAGAUGUGUCCCAACUGCCCCAAAGGAGUGGAUGUCUCUGCCCAUCUCUGGGAGGCUUUGACAGCACAUAGAAUGCAGGGAACUGCUAAUUGGCGGUGAUGGCUGGAAGCUGUCAGACUCAGGCUAUCCUCUCUCACGGGCAAUGGCUGUGCGCUUAGCCUUUGUGGAGAUAAUACUCCACUUCCGACUAAGCCAAGCUGUUCUGUUCUGUCACUAUUUAGGUACAGAACUCUGACGCACUUGCCUUCUCCUAGAACGUCUUCUUUUAGAAAUUAAUUAGGCUAAGCAUAUAUUAGUUGGUUUAAAAAUUAUAUAUAGUAGAAGAACUCUCUGCUGUGGCAUGAGGGCCAUCGCCAGCCUUCCCUUCAUUUUGAGUUCAGCAUUUUGGCAUUUUAGAGGACCUGGGUCCUCUGAACCCCUCCCCUCCCUCCCCAGUUUAUAUACCUUCUGGAGACCACUUGCUCUUUCUAACUCUAAUCGGAAAUCUGCUUCCAAAUUGCAAAGUGGCAGAAUGCGUGCAAGUUGGAAUGCAUUCUCUUUGGCGAUUGCAGAAGGAGAAUAGGGUAUGACUUCCAUUUCCCUUUGGAGGAUUAUUGACUGGUCUAGCCAGGGCAACGUGCAAUCUCCCAGCAACUGUCCAGUGUGCUCCAAACUGGUCUGUGUUUUUCUUGAUGCCCCCACAAAGCAUGGGAAAAGGGCCACAGCUCAGUGGAAGAGCCCAAGCUUCCAAUACCUAGCAUCUUCAGGUAGAGCUGGGACAAAACCCUGGUCUGAAACCCUGCAGUGCCAUGACCAGUCUGCCAGAUGGACAAAUGGCCUGAUUCCAUAUAAGGCAGCUUCCAAUGUCCCUAUGCUUCAUCUGGAGCAAGAUAUUCUCUUGUGAUGGAAAACCAGGUUUGGUCUCCUUCAGAAUACAUUAAUCCAGAUGCUGGAACAAAUAACCUGCCAUUCUGGGCUUUGUGUUUUCUGCAGCAUUGCAGUGAGUAAGCCCCUGCUGUUAUCCCUCUGCAGAGGUGGGGAGGAGUAUGCUGUAAAAGGCAAGUUCCUCUAGCAGGACAAUUAUCUGUGGAGUAAAAGGAUGGGAGCCAAUUAGACUGACAGCUUCCACCAGAACUAAUGCUAGGGAAGCCAGUGCCUGGAAAACGUGGUGGUGCAAUAUGGUGUAACAGUAGAAGUGUAUUGGGUGACAUUAAGGAAUGAGGCUCUAACCUGCAGGUCUCAAGUGUAGCAUAGUGAUUGAAAGGCACCUGGGAAACUAGAUGGAAUAAUGGAAAUUAUAACAGAAGCUCUUAAACAGACACUACUGGCAACUAAUGAAAACUUAUUACGUUAACAGGAAUAGAAUGGUAGCUGGUCCACCAGGGUAAUUUUGGUAUUUCUAUAUAGAAUAGAUGAUGAGGGGUGGGGUGGUUCCUUCCCCUGCCCCAUCCCUAAAUAUCAUGCCACCUUUUGCAACAAUAUUAGAGGCAAUGACCAAAUCUCAGAACUCUAGGAUAUAACACUUCCUUCUGUUAUUUGGGGCUCAGGCAGUCAGGCCAAAAGCUUCAAGGGCUUUCCCCCCUGCUGUUGAGAUACGUUUUGCUGCAAGCUUUAAAGAUCUUGCCAGUUUGGCAGUACAUUCCUAUAUGGGGAGGAGCAUGCUGCCGCAGUUGCCCAGAUGAACAGAUGAUGACAGAAGUGAUUCUGAUGGCACAUAAUCUUGCUGAAACAGGGAUCUGGGACAUUCUACACAAUUCUGUCUUAAACCUAGGAAAGACCAUUCUAGCUGAGAUUAGGGUGUGUGCUUCGUGCCUGUUGGUUAAAAGCUUCCUGUGGAGAAACUACAUUCAUGCAGCUUUUGCACAAGUUUGGUACUGCCUUGUGUAGUAACAUAGAAUGCAAAUAAUGCUGUCAACAUGAUGUUUUGCGUGCUUCAGAGAUGAGAAUGUACCUCUUAAAAUGAGGGACCUGAUGAAAAGACCAACUUAGCCAAUGACCAAAUGCAGACAUUUGUUGGAUUCAGCACUGUGUAUUUUUAGAACCAGUUAAGCUGAGAGUUGCUGUGACCCUUGUUGAGGCGAGGUGUUUUUUCUAACAAGGUCGUUCCCUGCUUUGUAAUUUAUCACCCGGCAUUGGCAUAGCUGCAGCCCUUGCAUCCUCGGAAGUGGACUUCUGUUGCCAAGUCUUGUUUAGGCAGUAUAGCGAUGUGAAGGAUGCAUCCCUCUCAAAGGGACAUUGGAAUGCUAGGAGAGCAAGAUUGAACGAUCCAAUUACAAGCCUAGUUCCCUUAUUUCUCUCCAUGGAAGCUCAGGACAGGUACUUGCCCAAAUUAGCCACAUCCCUUGACAUUUUUCGAUAGCAUUUAUUUUUGUUGUGUUGGCAUAAAAUGAGGUGGAAGACACAGAGGAGUUGUGUUGCACUCAGAGUGAUCCUAGAAAUCCUUAUGUGUGAGACAAGAACAGUUGGUGUGAUAUGCAAGUACUGGAAGUCAUUGGUGUGGAAUCAUUUUUGCCUUACAGCUCUGUAUUUCAACCGCAAUGUUUUUUUCAAGCUGUAUUCCAUAGAGGUUUAGUGGAGUUCCAUAAAAUGCAGCUUGUGUACCAUUAACCAUAUUUUCCUGCAAUACGCAGCUUGCAGCCAAGGGCUGAGUUUGUUUCAGAGGCACCUGAGGACAUGCCCUAGGCCUAGAAUAUGCCCCAGAAUUCCCUGCAACAUGCAUGAUUACUGCUGGAAAGGAAGGGUGGUUAAACUCCAUGGUUCUAAUAGAAUCCUAUUCAAGAUGUAGAAAUCUGCUCAUGAUUAUGGUACCAAACAUGUGCCACCAUAUUCUCAGUUCCUCUGUGUAUACAAUCUGGUAUCCUGAGUUCUCCUCAUGUUCUGUUCAUGCUAUCUUGGAAUAUGCCAGAAAGUGGAGGUUUGGUCCUUGGGAAUGAAAAGUUGUAAAAGCCAUGCAGAAACAAGUGUUCUGUGACAAUUACCACCCCCAUGUUCUCAUUCAUACCCUCCUUUUCCCCACCCUAAAAUGCUCUUGCUGCUGCCAGCAGUUAAUCUUUUGCUGUUGUGAUGCAAUGCCUGCUGUAUCCAAGUCUAGCAAUGGGGGGUUCUGCCAUUCACACAGCCUCCGUAGUUCUGACACAUUGCUGUGGAAGUCUAAAUGUGCACCUCUCCAAGGACAAGUAACUCUCCUUAAGGCAAGGAGAGAGCUGUGCAUGCAUGCUCAUCACUGUGUAGUGCUGUGACACUAGUAUGCACAACUUUAGCUCUGGGGCAGUGAGCAAUGUCUGGUUGCAUGUUUUUGGUUAUUCCAAUCCAUGGGAAUAUGUCCUAAAUUACAUGAUUGAUUGAUUGAUUGAUUGAUUGAUUGAUUUGUUUUUCUUCCACUUUUAAUUUUUAUUCAGUGGUACUUCAUGGACCGCCCCCAGCUAAGAUCAAGAGGGAACUCCACAGCCCUUCUUCUGAGCUGUCUACCUGUAGCCACGAACAGGUGCUCUGUGCUAAUUAUGGAGAAAAGUGCCUCUACAACUAUUGGUAGGUUGGAUGCUUUUGGAUGGCUUGGGGAAGCAUGGAACCUGAACUGGGUUCAGUUACAAUUUGCCUCAGUUAUGCUGAUAAAAACAUUAAGAACCACCUAGCUGGGAGCUGAGCUUGGUAGGCAAAGUUGGGACCAUCAGGGAAGUAGAAACCAACUUAGAUUUGCAUUCCAUUUCUAGGAAACCAAAUACAUGCCCAUGUUGUAGUGCUAGUUAUUACUCAGUAUUCAGAUGAUUUGACUAAUGGGCAGAAAGUUUAGAAUCCACUCUCCAAAUCCUUCUUGUGGUUAACCACAUCCCUUGGCAGUAGGUCACACAUCCAAAGAGCAUCAUAUGUGCUGGUGCUCAUGGUACCUGUGAUCUUCUAAACUUAAGAUAUUCAGGAAGCUUCUUCAACUAUAAAGCAAAUGACAGUCUUAACAUUUACUGCUAUCGGGGCUGAGUUACACCAGGCCCUUUCUCGUGUAUCAAAAAUCUUCAAAUGGCAGUGGGGAGGAACACAUAGUAGAUUGCUUGUGUCUUAUCUGUACAUGCAAUCUCUGAAGCAGACAUGCAUGGCUUUUGCUCACAAGUGUACAUAGAUAUAUACUCCAUCUUACACUCAUGUAGGUGGGAAAGCCACAUUUGAAGCAGCCUGUGGGCAUGAUUGUGUGUUGGUGAGUGGCAGGCUUAUGUGCCAUUCAGAUCGCAGCAAAUUCUUGUUGGUUAUCACAAAUGGGGGAAGAGAAAGCUUCCCCCCCCCCCCAUGUUUUUCAAUACAAUGAGUUUGUUCCUGAAAUAAUGGUGAUUUUUUUUAUAUAAGAAAAAGCAACAAUUGGAAGCUACAGUUAUCUCCGAGAAAAUUGUGAGCGAAGUGUUUUCAAAAUGAGCCCUAUGACUCAGCCUGUUUUGUCGCUUGCCUGAAGUACAAAGAUUCCCUUGAGGCUGUGAACAACCUCAACUGUUACUUCCUGACAACCAUGAAAUGCAAACAAGCCAGAGCUGUCAAGUACAGCUAGCAGAAGCUGUGGAAAUGGCUGCUGCCCAUAUUUAUUACGGCCCUCUCUAUCUUCUGUUCACACAGUGCCUACGACAGGAAGCCCCCUGCUGCGUUCAAGCCAUUAACUCCGCCUGCCACCCCAGCCUCACCUGCGCUCCAGAGCACCUCCCUUCCACCCCCGCCUCUGCCAGCAGCACCUGCCCAAACUCCUGCCCAUGCCCCCAGCACAGGCCCUCUGCAGGGAGCGCCCCCUCCACCUGUCCCUCAUGCCCUUCAGGAACCAAGGCAGCAAACCUUCGCUGUUCCCCGGCCGCCUCAUCAACCUAUUCAGAUGCCAAAGAUGAUGCCUGAAAACCAGUAUCCAACAGAACACAGGUAAAGAGAGAAAAGUACAUUGGUUCUUUCUGUUUUCUUUUUAAAAAAUCUGCAUUCAAGGGCAUUUUUUUUAAUGGCGCUAAAAUAUAAACUUGGCAGCAUUGCUAGUGCACACAGAUUGGCACACUGAAGCGCUGCGUGUCGUUCUUGAGUGCUGUUGGGCGAUUCUGGGGGACAAAGUCUUGUUCUUAUUGCAAGAAGGCAUGCAGCUAUAUCCUGAAGUCGUUGAGGAAUGCCUUGUUUGAUUGUUUGAAGUCAGGGGAAGAUGUUCAAUUUGGAAUUGAGGCAAAAGUUCACGACUUCAGAACUAUGACUCAUAGCUGAAUUUACUUCCCUGGUAUCUAAGGAAUGUGGCUUUCUGGCAGGCAGCAUCCCACUUUCUGGUCCUGCCAUCCCGGGCACAUUGUAUGCUGGAUGGAUGCUAAAUUAGGGUUGCCAUAUUUCAAAAAGUAAAAACCAGGACACUCCGAAAGUUGCCCUAUGCUAAAUUUAAUAACUGCCGGCACUUUGAAUCUUACCAUUUUAAUAUUGGGUACUUGGGACCCUUUCAAUUGCCUUCCUCCUCUUCUGAUGUAGGAGGCCAGCCUUUUCCACUCUUCUUCUCAUUUGCCUUGGGAGAAAAUGGCUUGGCUUCUUCCCUUUCAGGAGUAACCUACUCCUACAAGAGACCAUUGUUUCAGCUUUACAGAAUACGAAUUCAUCAACAGUCAGGCCUGUCUUUCAAACUGGAACACACCAUUUCAUUUAUUAUUAAAGAUUUAUGUCCUGCGCUCUGAUAAAAUGGAAAUGGAAAUAAAAUUUAAAUAGAUAAAUAGAUAAAACUGAAAUAGAUUCAAUUCUUAUCUUUUAAUAGUUUCUCAGGGGCUUAUUUAUCCUGCUUGUAUUCACAAUGGCAUUUGCCAUCAAUGAAACCCUAAUGUGCUUGGUUGGUUUUGUUUUUCCAUAAAGUUCUCUAAUCUCCUUUUCCUUUCCUGGUGAUUCAUUGAUCCCCAAGACAAAACAGUGCCCUGGUUCACACAACACGCUAAGCCAAACCUUGGUUUAGCAAGACAGUGUGGGCUCCGGGAGAAGCCAUUUUGCUGCUCUGCCGCACUGCACAAAGCCAAAGUUUGGCUUAGCAUGUCAUCUGAACUAGGACUUGUGGUUGAGCCCUUUCUUCACUAAACACAAAAGGUGCUUCCCUGUCCUGUAUUUUAUGAUUGCUCUCUGUGCUGUGGUUUAACUGAUUUAGGAUAUCUGCCAAAAAGAUGGUUAUAAAUCUCUCUCAUUCUGAGCCUGCACUGAUAUUUGCAUUGCCAUUGAUCUUUAUAGCUAUCACUGUUUUCCAGUUGCCAGCUCCCUGUGGUGAAUGACUCGCAUUAGAUUUAACAGAAAUUUGUGCACUUGAUAUUGUGCAGUCUAUGUCUCCUGCUUUCAUUCUCUGGCAUGCCUGAUACUUCAGCCUUCCCAUCUUUACUAGAAUCCUUUUUCUCUCACAAUUGGGAUUGGUGACCUUGUGUAAUUACUGCAAACUCCUUUGACACUUGCCCAAAUUUUAUUCCAACUGCUUACAUCUCGGUGGUUCUUGAGACACAUCCCAGUUCCCCAAGUGUUGAGCAGAAGGCUAGGAUCCUAAGCCCACAGGAACCCCAAGUAAUGGGAUUUCACAACUAGAGCUGAGGAUAGCUUCUGUUUGGGUUCUUUGUUUUGCUGUUCAGGAAACUACUCUGCCUUUUUGGCCACUGUAGAUGUUCCAGAUUUGCACAGGGCGAGCUUUUAAAAGUGCCCUGAAUUAUUUGCAUGGAUGCAAACCCUUGCAAAUGGGCCAUGAAACAGCCAGCAUUUGGCAAGGAGGCAAUUCUUAGAAAUGCAAUCAGCCCAUGUGUAUGUAGCUCAUCUGUGCACGUCUUCCCCAUAAAAAAAAGAAAAAAAAAUAUUGAGUAGGGGACCAAUGUGAAAUGAGCUCUUAAAGCUGGAGCAGGUGGGGGUGGGGAGGACUUGAAGGUCGGUAUGCAAAGCUACUCAAAUCUGUUUUGUGCAGAAUGCCGUGAGAAAUGCUCUGCUAAUCUACACAAGAGAUGAAACCAUAGGAACAUAAAUCAACAUGAAAGCUUCAAAAGAUGAGCUUACCUCCAGAGAGAGAUCUGUGCUCAUCUGUCUCUGUGACCCUAUCUCCACCUCAUUUCUUUCUUUUUCUUUCUUUUUUAAAAAGCAGCUUCUCUCUAGCACCAGCAUCUAAAAUUGCUUUUUUAGACCCCCAGGCCCUGAGCUCCCAAUGACCUUAAAGCUAUGCUAGGGACACACUGCACAGUCCCAUCUGGAAGUCCCUCUUCCUGCAGCGGCCAUACCAGCACAGCUCUAGAGUUACAUUCUGGAAGGUUAGAAGGAGGUGGAUCGGAAGUUGAGUAAUCUGGGCCUGUCAGCUGCAGAGGAUCAUGUUACAAAGCCAAAUGGAGCCUGUGCGCCUCUGGGUGCUUGGGAAAGGAAUUGAUUGAUAGCAAUCGCCUUUCAAAGUGUGAAGAUGCCUCAGCAGAGCAGAGGGAAGGGAGAGGGCGGGCCUUGCUUGCCAGCCUCUCAGAAGGAGGACUCAAGGGGCUUCUCCCCUUCUGCAGCUUGCUUAAUCCUUUUAGGGGCUCACCCAGACACAUCUAAUUUGGGAGAUAUAGAGCUAUUUCAGGUGCCCAUCAUCCAGAUGUCCAGGUUCUCUCCCCCCGCCCCCCGCAAGCAUAAAUAACUGAUAGGGAGAUGUGUCUAUUUUUAUUUUUUUAUUUAUUUAUUUUUAGAUUAUUAUUUUUAUACCGCUUUAUAUUUUUAAGAAAAAUCACAGUGGUUUACUGCAUAUUGAAUCAAUAAAACAAUCUGAAGAAAGUCAAAUAUAGAGUAUACAGUCAAAGCAACAGAACAGAAAACUAAAAUAUUAUCUUAAAGAUUUCAAAAUAAAACAUCACAAAGGAGGUCCACUACAGAAUACAUACAGUGGUACCUUGGGUUACAGACACUUCAGGUUACAGACUCCACAAACCCAGAAAUAGUACCUCGGUUUAAGAACUUUGCUUCAGGAUGAGAACAGAAAUCGUGCGGCGGCACCGGGAGGCCCCAUUAGCUAAAGUGGUACCUCAGGUUAAGAACAGUUUCAAGUUAAGAACAGACCUCCAGAACGAAUUAAGUUCUUAACCCAAGGUACCACUGUAUUUAACAUCUCCAGCUGUUUUUAGACUCCAGUUCCCAUCAUCCCUGACCACUGGUCCUGAUAGCUAGGGAUGAUAGGAACUGUAGUCCAAAAACAGCUGGAGAUCCAAGUUUGGGAAACCCUAGUGUAUACAGUCCCCACAGCUGGUUCCUGUGAAUAAUGGAGGCAUCCAUGGAAAAUGGUCCUGCCUAUUUCAAGUCAUUUCCCAUCCUUUUAAGAAUCCAACCAAGAAUCUGGUCCACUCCAGGAAGCUAAGCUAACAUCUGGACAUGCACUUAAGAGUAAUUUCUUCCUAAAUGACUCUUUUCCUUUUAUCUCCAAACCCUUUUCAAGACACUGAAAAAGCCCCAGGCCAGAGUGGCAUUCUGUCAAUAGGUGUUCUGUUAAGAUCUUAGAUCUGAGGAUGAGUGUUGCUGCUCUCCUCCCAGGCCUCUGCUUUGUUGAGCCUCUGUGUGUUCCAUAUAGCCUCAAAGCAUUUCAGAAAGCACACACAUUUUCUCCUGCAUGGAGAGUUAAAGGCUUUAAUCCCUCGCCUUAUAGACAGAGUAGCAGCCACUUUGCAUUCAUAGAUUGCUGAGUGGAUUCAAAAUUACAUAACCACUUGUUUGGUUUACUAAAACGUAGCCAUAGUGAAAUAGUCCUGUUCCUGUUCUUUGGCAAAGGGCACGCUGCGUCUUCCUUUCACUGGAGAUGGUCUUGCCCAGUUGAUGGUCUAGCUUGAUUAGUUCUAAGGCUGCUCCAUCAUGAUGUUGUCCCCCAGGGCUGUCAUAUAUUAAGUCAGGUGUGGGGCAAGUAAAAUGAUUGGUCAAAGGGAGUUUGCAGGUGCUGCUGAUUGGUAGCAGCUACAAAGCCCAUGGUGCAGUGUUUUGCAAGUGCUGCCAAUCUGCAUGCAAAGCUGAGCAGAUACUUCUGUCUCAUUCCAGCUCCUUCUAGCACUUCCUCUGGGGGCACAUCCUCAAGUGCCAUAACAGCUAUUCUCUAGCAGCCUGCAGCUCCGUUUGCUGCAGAAUUCCUUUUCAGAACACUUUUUAUCCCACAAAAUGAUCCAUGCAGCCAGGGAUGUAUGCCUCCAGUUUGGUCAUGCUAUCACAGACACCCCAAUUGGGGUUCCACCCCUUCAUAACAGAUGGUUGUUGCUAUAGUGCACAGGACUAUUGGUGUUAAAUAUGGAUUUCUGCAAGCUACGUAUGGUGGGCUGUUGAAGAAAUGAUUCUGCAUCUGAAAUGAAAGUUCAGCAUCAGAACUGCUCCCUUUUCAGGGGAGUGCAGCCUGGAGGAAGGUUGUAGAAUGGGGGUAGCCAAGGCACUGCUCUCUAGAUGUUAUAGCUCCCAACAGCAUUGGCCAUAUUAGCUGGGGCUGAUGGGAGUUGUAGUCUACAGCAUCUGGAGGUACCACAUUGGCUGUCCUGCUGUAGUGGGUCUGGAGUGUGUUAACUGUGAUUAUAACUCUCUCCCUCUUUCUCUUUCUCUUUCUCUUUCUCUUUCUCUUUCUCUUUCUCUUUCUCUCCCUCUCCCUCAUAUUUCCACCAAGGUUUCAGAGACAGAUGUCUGAACCUUGCCACCCAUAUCCUCAGCCAGGACUUUCUGGGGACAGUCGCCCUGUCUACCACAGGCAGAUGUCGGAGCCUAUUGUUCCAGCAGCUGCCCAUCCUCCUCAGGGAUUCAAGCAGGAAUACCACGACCCGCUCUAUGAUCACGGGGUCCCAGGCAUUCCAGGGCCCCCAAGGCAUGGGUUCCAGUCUCCAAUGGGAAUCAAGCAAGAGCCCCGGGACUACUGCAUUGAUUCAGGUGAGUCAGUUCGCUUGAAUCCCUCUUAGCCACAUGCAAAGGCUGGCUUGGUCCCACUGCAUCUCAUCAAGUGCAUAAAGCAGCUUCAGUGAACAGUAGUCGCUCUGUAGCCCAGGAAUGGGGGAAGCUGUGGCUUUCCAGAUGUUGUUGGACUUCUGUCUUCCACCAUCCCUGACCAUUGGCCUUGCUAGCUGGGGCUGAUGGGAGCUGGAGUCCCACAACACCUGGAGAACCACAGGUUCCUUAUCCUGGCACAGCCAGUGGUCCAAUCUUCAGGCAGUUCUUGGAGUAUGGAAUAAAUUCUGUUGUGCUUGUUGGAUCACCCAACAGUUUGGAGAAUACAUUCUACCUUGGCAAUAAUGCAGGCACCGGUGAGCCCUUGCGUGGUUAUGAGAGAUGUCUCACCUACAGUAUGCAUUUGUUUUAGACCCGUGGUUCUCAACUUGUAGGUCCCCAGAUGUUGUUGGACUACAACUCCCAUCAUCCCUGAGCUCUGGCCUUGCUAGCUAGGGGUGAUGGGAGUUGUAGUUCAACAACAUCUGGGGACCCACAGGUUGAGAAAGGCUGUUCUAGACAUUCCACCAGGCUCCUCCCAUGUUUUGCCUGUUAGUUUUCUAAAACCCCACCCCUUUUCCCUGUUCCUUUAAAGCUCCGCUGUUUUCUUCACAUUCUAGCAAAGGGAGAGGGUGGAGCAGCUGUCUAUUGUGGCAGCGUUUAACCUACUUAGAAUGUUAGAUUAUCUCUUUCUGGCUUUUUUUUGGGGGGGGGGAAACAAAUGUUAAAAUCAGGCAUUCAACAGAUGUAGCAGAGAAACUAAGCUUCCAUAAUCUGAAAGGCAUUACUGGUGCGGGAAGUGGAGCAGGGAAGAGAAGGCAGCUUUUCACCUUUCUCUGCAGCAGCUCUAUGUCUUUCCCAUCUUCUCUCUGGCAGCUCUAGCGUUAAGCAACCGGCUCCAUGGAGCAGCUAUGAACCUGCAGCUGAGCACUCACCUUGGGACAUGCAGGGGGAAAGGAGGAGGGGGCGCCUGAUCACUUUAGAUUGUGCAGCUGCUGUUGGUGCAGGGCCCACUACAUAUCUGCAAAUCGCCUUAGGCCUAAAAAUACUGUGACCUCUUGGAGGCAGGGUGGAACAGAUGGGGAAAGAUCUAAAGUUAAAGGCUUUUCCCCCCCUCCUCUUUCCCUGCUUCUCACGUGCAUCGGAGGGAAUGCAAAAUAUUAAGCUUGACUUUUUCAGUGUGUCCAACCUCUCCUGCAGGUUCAUUAAGUUAUUUUCUCACAUGCUCUUGGAAAGGCUUUGCCUUCUCGGGAGAGACAGCUGCAGCAGCAAAGGGGAUUGUAUUACAGCUUCCAGGAACAAUAUGAUGUACCUGAUUUUUCAAGGGAUCAUAUUAUUGCCCACAAAUUCAGGUCAUCUCCUAUUUAGGUGUUGAUUCAUCUUGUCUCUUGAUGCCAAAUCCCAGUAGGUUAAAAAAAAAGGUAGGUGGCAGAAGAGUAGAAAUAGUUUGCACCUCUCAGAUGAGGGGAAAUUCAUGGAAGGGGCUGUAGCUGAGUGGCAAAGCACCUGCUGUGUGUGCAAAGGUCAUGGGUUCAAUCCCUGCCAUCUUUGGUUAAAAGAUUCAGUUGCAAGUGAUGGGAAAUGGCCUCUUCCUCAGAUUCUAGAGAGCCACUAGCAGGGAGUGUAGACAGGACCAUAUGCUCAGGUUUCUCUUCCAUUACUACUUUGACUUGCUGAUGUGAGUUAAGUUGAAAGAUCAGACCUUCAAAAAUUAUAUAUUUGUUUUUGGAUAACUACAUUGCCCAGUCUUCCACUUCAGAGAUUGCUUCCAGACUACCAUUUGUGGCACAAUGGGUUUACCUAUGUAGUCUGUGUGCCAACCUUAAAACCAUGUAGAACUGUGUUGGGGAACCUGUUGCUCUCCAGAUGUCAUUGGACUCCCAGCUUCCAUCGGCCCCAGCCAGCAUGCCCCAACCAUCAGGGAUUAUGGGAGCUGCACUCCAUCAAUGUCUGGAGGGCUCCAGGUUUCCCAUCCAUGAAUCACUUUAGCCUAUAGGAUCUUGGCACACAGAAAUGCGAAUCUUGCUAUGCAUCUACAGUUGAUUGUUGGGGCCAGGCAAAACGUGCUUCACCACAUAGCUGGAUUCUACAGAUAACCAGGGUCUCCACUUGGUGAGUUUUGCCGCAGCCUCUGUGGCACAGACUGUUAUCAGAAUCCAGCCGCAGAGAAUUUACACAGAACCUCCUUCUGUUUGUGGGGUUUGCAGACGUGUAGAAAUUGGAUGCAUAAUAAUUUGUGCAUGGUUUCCAUAUGAUUUUAAAUCCCACCUGGGCCCACACCAAGGUACAUUUAGAAAGCCUUUGGAAAGCCUUGCAGUGCAACACUAUAUAUUUUUACUUGGAAACAAGUCUCAUGGUUGUCAGUAGGGCUUGCUCCCAGCUUGGGAUUGCAGCUUUCAAAAGUAAUGGUGCAGAAAUACAUUUCUUUCCAAUCUGGAUGGAGGAUGCACUCUGCGAAACAUUCAGAGAAGCAUUACUGGAGAAUCGUAAAAAUAAAUGCUGGAUUUCCGAGAAACUGUCAAGUGGAAUCUUGCAAACCUAGACAUUGGUGCGCUGGGGAUUUUCUUCAUUGGUCUGUCCACUGUUUAACCUGGAGAAGAAGUGAAGUGUGUUUGGUUCAGGGUGGUGUUAACCCCAAUUCCAUCUUUAUUUCAGAAGUGCCUAACUGUCAAUCAGCAUAUGUAAGAGGAGGAGGAGGAGGCUACUUCCCCAACAGCCAUGAUGGUAAGUGGGGAGUCAGGAUGUACAGCAACCUUCACAAACUUUGUGCCGUCCAUAAAUUUUGGACUACAAGUCCCAUCAGGUGCAGCCAGCAUGCUGGCUGGGUCUGAUGGGAGUUGUAGUCCGAAACAUCUUGACAGCACCAGGUGGACCAAGGCUGAGUUACAUGUAUAUGCUUAUGUAUGUCUAUGCACAUAUGAGGUAAAAUGGAAAGGAAUGUAGAUGUGAUUAUCCCAGCAGGAAGUGAAAGGGAAACACCUUCUCCCAUGAAACCAGAAGUGCUGGCUUACAUGCCUCUGCUUAGAGGCCCUUUUGCUGUAACAUAAGAGACGACGUUAAGGGAAUUGGUGCCAGGAAAUUUAAUAAUAGCAAGACACUUCAAGCAUUUUUACAGAGCUUAAGGGUGUUGAGAGGUCUUUAUUUUUGUGAUCCUUACAGCAGCCUAGGGCUAUAUGAUGGAGGAGGCAAGGCUGCAAGAGAGUGGCUUGCCUAAGACUACUUGUUCAUUUUUGUUUAUCAUGUGUCCAUCUUGCUGUCCUCAAAGGAGCUCAAGGUGGUGUCUACAUGAUCCCCUCUCCCUUUUAGCUUCACAACAACCCUGUGAGGUAGGUUAGGCUAAGAGUUGGCGACUGGUCCAAAUGAGCAUCUGAACCAAGUCUCCCCAGUGCUCUAACCACUGCACCACACUGGCGCUCACCUAGUGAAUUCAGUGGUUAGGUUUGAACCAGAGACUUCCUUGUGCUCUAGGCAUUUCCCUUCUUCCUCUUACUAUCUCUGAGCCUGUCUUUAUGGCUCUUUCCUGACUCUUCUUGUGCUGUGAAACUCACUGCCCUAAUUGAGGUGUACUGAUUGCUCAGCAAACUCUGGGGAAGAUCAACCCACAUUGAGCACUGAUCGAAAAGACUGAUUGUCUCAGCAACAAAAUUCAGCCACGCUGAGCUUUCUUCAAUCCGCUGAGUUCUGUAUUAGAUCUUCACAGAUAGUAAGUGCUCCUACCCAUCCCUAGCAGAAAACUGGCAGUUGCCAAGAGUAAGUAUGUCAUCUUGCAGCUGUUAAUUAUGUAUUUAUACCAUAACUUUAAAUGGACUGGGGAAGCCAGUUUUAUUCAGAUUGUGAUGUUAUCUGCCUCCUGCUAAGUCUUCGUUGAUUUGCUGUAACUCUGCUUCCCCCUAGUCUGAUGCCCUCCAGAUGUUUUGGACUAAUUGCUGGGUUUGAUGGGAGUUGUAGAACAUCUGGUGGGCACCAGGUUGGAGAAGGUCGAGUUACCGCAGGAGUGAAGAACCUGUAGCCUUUCAGAUGGUGUUGAACUCCAGCUCCCAUCUUCUCUGGCCAUUGGCCAUACUUGUUGGGCCUGAUGGGAGCUUCACAGCAUGGCAAGUAGAUUGACAGGGCUGUUUUCGGGCCUGUCAGAAAUUCAAUAUCUCUUUCUCCCAUUUCCUUCCUUGGACACAGAUAUGGCUCGUUCCAUUUUACCCACAAAGUUCCUUCCUGCCUCCUCCUUUGGCACAUUAGGUGGCAAUGCCAGCUGCAACCGUGGCUCUAAACACCUGACUUCAGUGGAACUUUAUCUGAGCAAGAAGGGUCUCUCUCACAUGUAUACAGAUAACGCAGGAGAGAACUAUCUUUAAACUCAGUAGCUACACCCUGAAGCAGCAAGCCCAUUUUGGCAUAGUUUGAAUGGAGGGGGUCCAUCUAAUAAUCACUGCCCUUACGAUGACAGCCAAGGGCUCUUCCACAUGUGACAGAUUUCCUACACUGGCAUGAAGUUUGCAUGUAUUCCAUGCUGUGUACUGAAAAUGGCUAUCUUACUGAUAAAAUACCAAGGAGGUUUGGAUCUACUCAAUGCCUGGGAACUUUGCGUAUGCCACCUGUGAUUGAAGCGACAUAGGAAAUAAUUGUAAUAAACAAAAUCAAGUCCCAGCACACUGGCCUAGCUGAUAAAUGUGGCAAAACAGAUCCAUGUGUAUUUGUCACCUUUUUAAAGCGGUUUGCACAUACACACAAAUCAUAUUUGUGUGGAGCGUUCCUUCAUGUCACAUUAACUGUGAUAAUGACCAUAGCUGGAAGGAUAGUGGAUCUAUAGUUGUUGAUUGUGAUUUUCAUAGUACAGAACUAGAGGUUACAUGUCAAUGAAAGAUUUUGCUUUCAAACCAGUUUCCAAAUAAGGCAUGUGACAUUUUUGUAGUCUUCAGGAUCGGAUCCUUUAAAGUGCUUCUUGGAUCUGUAUGGAGGAGGCAACCUACAACAGGAUCCCUUACUCCCUCUCUAGUCCAGGGAUAGGAAACAUGGAGGCCUCUCAGAUGUUGGACUACAACUCCCAUCACCCUGACUAUUGGCCAUGCUGGAUAGGACCAAUGGGGAGCUGGAGGUCCAACAGCUUUCCCAUCCCUGUUCUAGUCAGUUUGCAAGUGUUCUGGCAAGGCAGGUGGUGGAUCCAGUUACACAUCGCCUCACUUGAACUGACAAAGCACUUGCAAGUUGAUCAUAGGGGGUGGGUGAAUGGAGGAAAAGUGGGAUAUAAAUGUAGUUAAGUAAAUAAAUAAAAAUACAGCCACUGGUGUUUGUUUGUUAAAAUUGUUGAAUAGUGGAAAUGGCUAAAAGUAGGAAAAUAAAGUGAAAGUGUUUUGCUGCUGCUGCUGCGUAUCCCGCCCUCUGUUGCAAAUGCACAGCUAUCCUGCAGUCUGUCCUGAACUGGAACUAGACCCACAAGAGUCAUAACAGGGAAGCUGCUCCAUGGACACAGAAGUCUGUUGACAGCUUUAAAGUGAUAUGAUGAAAUGCAGUGUAGACAUUUGGUGAGACUUAACCAGUGCAGUUGGAGCACUGGUUCUUUCUUUUUUAAAAGCAGUUUAAACUGCUUCAGAGUUUGGUCAGAUCCUUAGUUUGGUCAGAUCCAAUCAAUAAGGAUAAAAAGCAACCCUAGGAAGUUCUUAGAUUUUUUGUUUUUUAGGGUAUUCUUGAGUGUCACACAUGCUGAUACUCUUGCAAGCAACAUUGGGGUGCUUCUGCGCAGACCCCCAUGCUUGUCCCAGCCAGUCUAAAUGCCGGCCUGGGGAUGGGGAGAGGCACUGCAGGUGACAGAGUUCAAGUGAAGGACUGCAGUGCAAGAAAACCAGCUUCUCAGUACUUUGUUUGCAGUACUCUUUGCUCCACUUGCGGUUUAGCACUUCUGUGUGAAACCAACUAUGUGGGAACUUUCUGUCUGGACAAGCCCAUGGAGUUGGCAGAAGCAGCAGCUGGCACAUUUGCAAAUAAGCAUUUCAAGGCCUUACCUGUUGCUUUUAAUGAAUGGCUGAGUAGCUGCCAUUGCUGCCAACAAGCAAUGCAAUGAAGCGAAUCAAACCGUCCAGGAAGGAACAGCUUAAGAGAGAGAGAGAGAGAGAGAGAGAGUGUGUGUGUGUGUGUGUGUGUGUGUGUAUGAGCAAGUGUAAUACAUUGCAGAGAAUUUGUGGUGAGCUAAUAGAUGUGAAUUUUAUCUUCCUAGGAUUCCCCUAUGAGAAAGAUGCCCGGCUCUACUUUGAUGACACCUGUGUUGUACCAGAGAGGAUGGAAGGUAAGGGACUGUCCGGUUAGGUUUGUCUGGGGUGAAGAGAUUUUGCAGAACUCUAGAGAGGUCAGAAUUGGCCACUAAUUAGCCAAUUCACCCAUGGGCUUCAAUAAGAUCUACCUCGUUUGUGCUGAAUAUUAUGGGGAAAUUUGCCUCAAGACAUAGGGCUCCAGGAGUGGAGCUAAGUGCCAAUCAACUGGAUGCUAAAGCUUAUGAAGGAAGUGCUGCCAGCCAGGUGCAGAGUUGCUUUCAUACUCAGCUGCCUAUAUAGCAUAUUGCUUCAUGGGGAGAGGAGUAAAAAAAAAAAGAAGCAUCCGCAGCCAGAUGUGUAGCCACUUCCUCGCUCACCUGGCUUCUGUCAGACAUCCAGAAGUUAAUGGAAACUGCAGCAGGCGAUAGGUUGAGCACUUGGGGUGUCAGUUCUAACUGGUGUGUGUUUCCGUUGUUGGGAACAGGUAAAGUGAAGCAAGAACCCACAGUAUAUCGUGAAGGACCUCCAUACCAGAGGCGAGGGUCACUCCAGCUGUGGCAGUUCCUCGUCACACUCCUCGACGACCCAGCCAAUGCUCACUUCAUCGCCUGGACUGGCAGGGGCAUGGAGUUCAAGCUGAUUGAGCCAGAAGAGGUAAAAGAAAUCUGAGAGUGAGCCUCCAAAAUGGCUGUGACGGUUGCACUUUUAAUUUACUGACUGUCAAAACAAAAGGUUUUAAUUUCAGCUGACAGAAUGGCUGGAAGCUACUGGAAUGUAACAGAGGAUGAAAUGCUUGAAGUUCGAAUGAAAGUGUCACUGGGAGAAGGGGGCUGGAUGAGACCGUAGGCUGGCUGAUGUGAAAUGCUGCCGCUUAGCUUCUGUUGACCUCUGGACCAAGCCACUUAACCCGAGGGCCUAGUAGCACUAAGAGAGACCUGCCAGCAUGGGAAGGUUUGGGGUCUGGCUAACUGAAGGGGGCACAGAGGUUGUGGAGUAGGGCUGGUGAUGACUUUGGCCUUAUGGUGGAAACUGGUGUGUGUGUUUUUGCUAAAAUUGGACAUGUACCAGAAAGAUUGCAAAAAGUUGGUGGUUUUGUCCUAAUUCCUUCCCAACUAUCCUUUUCUGUCUAAAAUGACUGAUGUUGAGAAUCGAAUAGCAGUGGUUCAGGACCAGUCGCAGGUAGCCAGCAACCCAGAUGCUUGUUCAGGAGCUUUUGUAAGUCAGCCUGGUGGGACACAGUGGCUGCAGUUCACUGAUACUGGCGCACCCAACCUGGAAUGAUGCCUGUUGAGGCAGGGACAUGGCAUGACAAGCGCUCCCGAGAGAAAAUACCAAUGAUGUGUGCCAUGCUGGCUGAGCAUUGCCCUCAGGCAGAGAUGCAUCAGCACCCGAUGUGGUGACCCAUGGUAGAAGUGUGCGAUGUCACCUUUUGCACACUGCAUAAACAGGGUACCUCUUGUUGGUGCUCCCAGUGAAACUUCCAAAGCUGCCUCAUUCACUGCUGAGCAGGCAUUUCAUGUGGCAACUUGCCAAGGGCACAAGUACAUCCAUCUCCUCUCGUGAGUCCUCAUUAUUAACUUACUCCAAGUUGUAGGUGGCAGGGCUCAAUGUCCAGGGCUGCAACAGUGGGCAGAGAUGCUGUAAAUCAGGCAUAGGCAACCUUUGGCCCUCCAGAUGUUUUGGCCUACAACUCCCAUGAUCCCUAUCUAACAGGACCAGUGGUCAGGGAUGAUGGGAAUUGUAGUCCGAAACAUCUGAAAUGAAGCCAUUAUUUGCUUGUUCAUUCUUUCCCGGUCCACAUUAAGGUCAGAUGGGGAAACUGCAGAGCAGCAGAUGGCACAAGGCUCUGCUUCCACAUUUCUUGCUGAACCUGUUGAGCACAAAAUUGCUUAGUUUGGCUGUUCCUGGGCCUGAUUAUUUGCCAGCAAUGGCUCCCUGUCUUAACUGCUUGGGUUGUCUUUCAGUCUUCAGAAGAUCUUGUCCAGCUAGUGUGGUUUUAUAACCUUAUUAGAGAUAAAAUGCAAUUGGAUUAGACCAAACACAAUGCACCUUGUAUGAGGCUCUGAUUCUGGAGCACGACUGCAACCUAUUAGACACUGCCUGACUCAACAGAACGCUCUGUUCAGUUCACACUGGGGCCCCUGCACACUUUCUCAAAAGUGGCUUUGACUCUGAACCAGGUGGGGUGAGGAAGUUGUGGGACUCCACUUGCAGUCUUGGUCUGAUAAUCUCAUGGUGAGGGAGGCCCGAGUGCAGAAUGUGAGGCGGGCUCUGAUGUGCAAGAUGAGCCUGAGGCUUCCUUCAGAACCUGGAGCUACAGAGGAGAGGGGAUGAACCCUGCACUCUCCCCAGCCCCAACCUGAAAUUUGUUUGGAUUCUACUCUUGGUGGGUGCAAGUGCAGAACUAUAGCAAGCCUUUGUCUCCCAUAUCCAAGAUGGAAAGUACCUAACUAAAUGCUAUCCAGGGUAAAGGUAAAGGGGCCCCUGACCAUUAGGUCCAGUCGUGGCCGACUCGGGGGUUGCGGCGCUCAUCUCGCUUUACUGGCUGAGGGAGCCGGCUUACAGCUUCCGCUUCUAAGCCGUUUCUGGCGAACCAGAGCAGCACACAGAAACACCGUUUACCUUCCCGCCAGAGCGGUACCUAUUUAUCUACUUGCACUUUGACAUGCUUUCGAACUGCUAGGUUGCCAGGAGCAGGGACCAAGCAACGGGAGCUCACCCCGUCGCAGGGAUUCGAACCGCCGACCUUCUGAUCGGCAAGCCCUAGGCUCUGUGGUUUAACCCACAGCGCCACCCGUGUCCCUUGCUAUCCAGAGUAGAUCUAUUUAAAUUAAUGGAUCUAAGUCAUGUUCGUUAAUGUCAGUGGGUCUCUUUUGAGUAGAACCAAGUGGCAUAUAAUCCAUUGGCAGAGCCAGCCUCCACACACCCCAAAGCUCUGAGCCAUUGGGGAGUCAGGGUUUAUCUUCUGCCCCUGCAACCACCAGCUCCAAGCUUAGAGCAGGAAAAUUUCCCCGAUUUCAUGAAACUUCUCUGAAAUAUAGCACAUAGUCUGGGACUGGAUUCUGAUCUUUGGAUGAUAAAGGGUCUGGGUGUGGGACUCGCUGGGGAUAUGUAGGUCCCACCAUCUACCUGCAGGAGCUGAGUGCUAACGCUGAGCUAUCCAUUACCCUUUUCUUUUCUUUCCAUACCAAUUUCUGCUUUGUUUAUUUUUUUUGUUCUUUUGUUUUGCUGUUUGCUUCUCAUCAGCUUUUAGGGAAAGUUGUGGGUGAGUUGUUUUUAGUUUUACAAAUGUACACGAUAUAAAAAGCAAUCAAAAUUUGCAAAUGUAAAAAGUAGACAGCACAUAACACAGAGUCUAGCCAAGAUCCAUUUCUUGCAUGUUGUUUUCUUCCUGGUCCUUUGGCACAGCUUACUUGGCUUUCCAUAACAGCUCCCCAGAUAGCAGGUACAGAGAAUGUGUUUCUUUUCUCAUAACUAGAGGCACAAGAAGUCUACCCCCUUUUAAACAAAUAAAUAUAAAGCUAAACACUGUAAUGUGAAAAACAGUUCUGCUUCUUGGUCCACCAUGUGACUGGUAAACUGCAGCAAUAAUAUGCAGUGAGCAGAACAAAAUAUAAAGACACUGGAAAUAUAAAAUAAAUGGAAGACCAAGAUAUACAGUGACCUCAUAGGGAUAGAAUUGUUCAGAAAUCCAUCAAUGCAGUUGAGCUAUUUCUCAAUGUUCUGAAAAAAUGCUGAUGGGAGGCUAGUUCAUUCACCCAUUUCGGACAAUUCUUAUUCAUGGGAAACGUAUCAGUGGGAAGGCCAAAAAAAAGCUACCCAUUUGUUAAUCAGUUAUGGUUGAAAAGUAUUGCUCUCAGCAUUCUUAGAGAGGCUGCAAUAUGUGUUUGCCGCAUGUCAAAUUUUGCAGCUCUGCAGCAAUCAUAAACUAUAACAAUAUUUUUCAUUAUAGUUUGAAAGAGUAGUUUGUUUUUGCAGGUCAUAUUCAAUGACUGGGGAUAUGCACUUCCUUUUUUAAAAGGUAAAAUACCUGAAGCACCAUCACUGAUUAACAGUUUGGUGUGUUUAUUUUUCUUGCUGAUGUGCUUCUUCAUUAAUAAAGAUAACCUAAAUUGGUUAAGUAGACUGAGAUUGAUACAAAACACAAAGAAAACAUUUCAUAGCCAUGAAAUCAGGAAACAGAGACUCACAUUGGAUAGUAAGACCUUGAUCUUGGUUUCUACAUGAUCCUGCUGUGUUGUUGUUUAGUUAUUUAGUUGUUUGGUCAAACAUGCAGUUUGGUCAAACUCAUGUUAGUAGCUUCAAGAACGCGGUCCAACCAUCUUGUCCUCUGUCGUCCCCUUCUCCUUGUGCCCUCCAUCUUUCCCAACAUCAGGGUCUUUUCCAGGGAGUCUUCUCUUCUCAUGAGGUGGCCAAAGUAUUGGAGCCUCAGCUUCAGGAUCUGUCCUUCCAGUGAGGACUUAGGGCUGAUUUCCUUCAGAAUGGAUAGGUUUGAUCUUCCCGCAGUCCAUGGGACUCUCAAGAGUCUCCUCCAGCACCGUAAUUCAAAAGCAUCCAUUCUUCGGCGAUCCUGCUGUAUUUUUGUCUAUUUGUAUUUUCAGCGUUUUGUCUUUCAUAUUGUUCAUUAUGCAUUAUCACUGCAGGUAUUAAAUUACUUUGUGACAACAUAACACAUCUUAUUUUUUGCCAUUACACAUAUGAGCUUCCUAACACAUAUAUUUUUAGCGAUUGAUUUCUUAUGCUUCCAAUUUUAUUCGUAUUGGCUCAUCCCUCUCUCUCCCCCUACUUCCCCUCUACCGCAUCCCCCUCUCCCCCCCCACGCCCCACUUUUCUCAUUAAGCUUCAGACACUUGGUUGUGCCUUGCAGAAAGGCCUUCUGCUAAUUCCCUCUGUUGCUGAGUAGGCUUUGCUCUGUCGUCGCCCUGUGGAGACACUGGUUUUUGUAAAUAAACCCUUGAAAUUACCGAGAGGAAUCUUGUGGUGUGCUGGGUUGUGCUGAAUGAUACAGAGAAGGAAGCUGAUUGACUAAUAAUUGAAACCAGCUGCACAGCUGAGCCAGGCAGUGCAUGGUGGGUAAUUAUCCAUAAUAUACAGUACACUCGGCAUGGAAAUUGUGGUUUUUCAAACAACAAUUUGGCAGCCCCCCCUCUAGUCAGAGGUCUGUGAGAGUCGGCCGUUUCACUUCCUCUCCAUUAGGAAAAGGCACAGCUUUGAUCUGGAAAUGCUUGAGCUAUGAAUCUUGCGCUGUCUGGCAGUUUUCCUUUGGCGAGUAGGCCAGAGGAGCGCAAGUGGGAGAUGCACAGCCACAUUGCAGGGCCCUGCUCCCCACGCACACAAGGUGAAAAGCUUUAGACAUUUGAAGCCUCUCCUCUUAAUGAAGUCUGCCCCAAGUAAAUGGAAGUGGGCUCUCUUAUAUGAUCAAAAGGCUGUUAAGAGACCUUGCUUUCUGACCCUAUGGUGCAGCGAGAGGAUGAGGGGCUUUGGAGGAGUUUGUGGCUUUCUGUGCCCUGCUGUGCAGCAGCAAGAGAAAGCUCUUAACGCAUAAUCAAAGCCCGUGUGCUGAGAGAUGAUUAUGUAACAGCAACUCCAGGGCUGCUUGGAAUCUGUGCAUUGGCAAUGCACUCUCUGCUCUCUUACUGUCGUUACAUCCAUAUGCAAAGAACUUGUGUCUGAACAUGCAAAAUGUAACCAAACAUGCUUCCAUCCUGGAGCCUGUUAAGAGAGGUUCCGUCCCCCGCAAUACUGAGAAGCCUAUUGCUCUCUGUUGCCUUAAAACAACACAGCAGAGCUUCUUGUGCUUUUUCUUCCUUUUGUCACUGCGGCAACUGGUGUGCUGUUGAACUUGCUAAGCGCUGCAGUAUGCAUGCUGCUCUGCUUUGCUCCAGACAUGUUCCUCCUCAGGGUACGAGAGAUGAGCUGUGCUCAGGGUGGCAGGACAGAAAAAGCUAAGUGCGAAGGGGAGCAAGGUAUCAGUUCUGUUGGAGGUUUUCCUGGAGCUUUAAUUGAAAUCCUGUAAUAGAUGGAGAAGGGGCAGAGAGGCAGGUAGUGGGAAGUAGAUGCUUUUCUCUGUGUUGGAGCUGCAGUGAGGCAGGGUGCUGCUUUCUCUGACCAUGGUGUACCUAUUUCAUUUAUCCUUGCAUCUCCAUUCCUCUUUCUUUGCUCUGAUGAAAAACCAAACUGACUGGGUGCACCAUACGAAUGUAGCUAUCUGCUUAGCUGCUGAGGCCGCUGGAAACACCCUGUGUAUUGGCUCGGACUGCUGUUCUGGGCCUUUGCGAUGCCUCAGGUGGAUGCAAGCUGCUUCGGUGCACUUAGUGCAAGGAAAUCCCAUUAAUCUUCUCUGAGUGCCUUGCAGAUUGUCCAUUCCAGAAAUCCACUGGGAAACAGUGGGUUGGUUGGCAGCAGGCUUAUGUCAUCAGAACCUGCUCCCAAAGAGAGCUAAAAUGAGUAAUCCCCGCCACACGACUGCUCCAGAAUCAUAUUAGAAUUGAGUUGCAACCCAUUAGGAACACACUCACUGCAACGUUGUUGGGUUUCCUGGUCAUGCCUUGCUGGCUAUGAUUUCCAUUGAAGUCAAAAAGUGUGACAUGCUAAUGGUCUGUUGGUCGAUACUCUGUGCCCUGGCCAGCAAAGUUUGGCUGGUUGUCUGUGACUUUGUGAAGCACCAAGAAGCAAUCGUUAACUAUGUGCUAGGUGGGGGGGGGGUCCUCCAGUCUUUUAGGCCUAUGGACACAUGUGGAUUUUUGAACGAUUUGCCAUGGGUACCACCACUUCUUUCCCCUCCCUCUUUACAAACAGAAAGAAAGCAUGCAUGGACAAAUUUUGCUUUCCCAAGGGAUCUGGGUAAAAUGUGAAUCCAGAAGAAUUUUUCUGAGCCUUUGAAAAGUACAUAGAUCUGAAGGGGGCAGUGGGGGGAAGUAUCACUCUUCCAACCUCCUUCUUCAACUCUGUGCUUUUCAAGGGAGAAAAGGGCAAUGCCCCUCACCUCCUCAUGACCAAGGGGGCCAAGGAGGCUCAGUGGCUUCAUAAGUGUCAUGGUAAGACCCCCUGGAAGAUCCCAGUGCCCCAUUUGAGUCCCCCAACCUAGGCCUCAUACAAGUAGUUCAGAAUCUGUGGCCUUAACUGGUGGUAUUUCUGUCUCCUCUAGAGGGAGGGGCUUGAUCACAAAGACUUUCCAACCAAUAUGCCAAAACACUUGACAAGCACUGCAGAGCUUCAUGGCUGUAUUCUUCACCUUCUUAGGUAGCUCGUCGGUGGGGGAUCCAGAAGAAUCGUCCGGCAAUGAACUAUGACAAGCUUAGUCGUUCUCUUCGCUACUACUAUGAAAAAGGCAUAAUGCAAAAGGUGAGCAGCCCACUCCUUCCUCUGAACAUCCUUGGUACGUGAGAGCUGUGUGGUUGUAAAGGAACAGUCUUUGGCACAGUUAUGGCUUACUUUUCAGGACCACUCUUCCUCCUGUUCCAUCUGCCUAAUUGGAGGGAAGACAGCCAACACACCAUUUCUUGGGGCAUUUCCAGACAAUCAGUUUACAGCAUGCAAAAAAGCAAAUUGAUUUUUCAUUUCUUUGCACCGUCGACAUUUAAUUUCCCCAGUCCUAAAGCUGCAAUGCUAUGUUGUGUGUGAGGAGGAGAUUCUUCUCUUCCUCCAUCCAAUAGCACACUAAUAUCGAUUGCAUUUGUUGCAUGGAACAUAGUUUAAUGACUGUUGCGAGCCACUCCCUGCUGCUUGUUGCACCUGAGAUUUCUCAGUACCCUCCCUGGGACCUUUUCCGUAGUAUUUCUUUUGAUGUUUGAAGUUGCUUGGUUAGGUAUAUACUGCAUUGUCUAAAAGCAAAGUCUGUAACACUUUAUCAGUUACAGUUCUGCAGGAAGUCUGUCAUUGACAUUCUACUCACUAUUGAUCUAGGGCAGAUUCCAGUGUAUAGUUAGCAGAGUAAAAACACAUUGCAGGAUUCCCAAAAAAUAGACCAGAGGCAAUUAAUAGUUCAUCCAGCAGAGUGUUACUGCUACUAAACGCAAAUGAGCAUAAUGGUCACAAAUCCAAUGCAUUGAGGAUUGACACUGUCCAUAAGAAAUCCAGUUGCAGCGGACUUAACUUAAACUUAAGGUUUAGACUUACUAUAAGUUAUUUUAACAUUAAACAUACUAUGUACAGAACACCACCUCAGGAGGAUGAAAGAGAGAAAGUGAAACCUAGGCUCCUUCUUGUCUAUUUUUAAUAGUCAGCAUGACCUUGACAGAAGAGAAGAGAGGGCCAGUUUAAGCCAGCUGUACUCAGCUUCUCUGAAGGAAUAACCCAAACACCAUGAACCUUCUGCUUGUUUCUUUCACACAGAGAAGCUUCCAGAACCCUCUUGAAUUAAUUAGAAUAGGAAAGAUCGCUACCCAUCAGAUCAAUACUUUCUGCACUAAGAAAUGCAAACUGACAAACUCCACCACAUCUAAACCUGACUUGAAGUUCCCAAGUAGCUCGUCAAGGCUUACUUUUGUUUUCUUUGCUUCUCUGAAGGUUGUGUGACAUGGGCUGAACCCCAGCAGGCACUAUUGUUCAAAGAAUGCAGCCUAUGAGAUUGCCAUUCCAAUUCUGCAUUGUCACCUUAGCAAAGCUUUUCAAAGAGUCUGUGGCACCUUAAACACUAAGAAAUAUAUUAUGACAUAAGUAACUGUGCCCCAACCCCACAGCAAACCUGUUUCCUUACAUUAUGUCACCUCCUCCAGUUUAUUCCUUUUGAAAGAUGUAUAUUGCAAGUCCUUUGUGUACUCUGUGCAAAAAUCUUCCUGCACAACAGCAGACCACACUUAGCCUUGCCCUCAUUCAGUAUAUAUCCUGCCCAUCCCACUCUCAGGUUCUGAGAUUUCACCAGGCAUACUUUUGAGUCUAUUUUUGCCAGCUUAAGAGCUAGAAAUAUCCUUCAAAUAAAUUAAUUAAUUAAAAGAAUGAUUUUCUCAUGAUGACUAAUAUACUGCAGCCUACACUUCUGCAAUGUUCUUGUAGAAUCUCAGCUCUCACACAUCCUAGCUAUAAUGCUUUACAGACUUGUAUGAAUAUCCUAGAAAGGAUAAAAUAAGAAGCCGGGUUUUUGAAAGGAGCUUGCUUGCACAUGCUCUGCACUCUUUCUUCACAACAGAUUUUGAGAAGUUAUGUUGCUACUGAAAAGUAAUAAAGGGCAGUAACAAUUAGAAAGAAACCCCUGAAGAACAUGUUACAACUGCUAUAACAAUGACUCUUCACUUCCUGUCUCUCCUGCAUAACUUCCUGCCUGUUAAUCCAUCUUCACAUGGCAAUUGAACCAUCCAUCCAUAUAUGCAGUCAUACAUACCUGCCCCUUCCUUACCUGUAUUGCCCUUCUUCUUUUUUUAAGGUGGCUGGAGAGCGGUAUGUCUACAAGUUUGUUUGUGACCCCGAUGCCCUCUUCUCCAUGGCCUUCCCUGACAAUCAGCGCCCCUUCUUAAAAGCUGAACCAGACUGCCAUGUGAAUGAAGAUGACACCUUACCUCUGACACACUUUGAAGACAACUCCGCAUACCUCCUGGACCUGGAUCACUGCAGCAACCUCCCCUACGCCGAGGGCUUUGCUUACUGACUCACCGGGCAGCUCGAAUGCUGACCUUAAGAGACUCCGGUUCCAACAAAUAAGGGCAAAAAUGUUUUGUUUUUGUUGUUUUUUGUAAAGAAUUUCUGCUGUUCAUAAAACUGCUCUUUGCAAAUAUUAUCGGAAGAGCCUAAAAUACUUUUAACGGCCCUCCACCUUGAAGACAGACAGUAGCAUGGCUAGUGAGUAGGGCCUCCUGUUGCGGAUCGCUUCGGCUGCCACCGUGAAGAACAGCUGGGGAGGGACUUGCAACAGGGGGUGUCUUCUGGGCCCGGUUGCUUAGGGUCGUGUGUGACAAAAAGAUGUUCACAGGACUUGAAUAGACAGUGUGUGAUUAGCAAAUGUCAAGAAAAUACGCUAUGUAACAAUCACCAAUCCUUGUAUCUACCUUGUAUAAUGGAAAGGGCUCCCGGACGCUAAGGCGCCAGUGCAGCAUAAGCCCUUUUCGGAUGGGUCACGGCUUAGUGUGGUGCUUCUCCUGGCAUGGCUGAAUUAGCUCAGCCCCUCUGGGUUCUCAGUCGACAGCUCUUCAAUCUGAGGAAGCCUUUCCUUCUUAUUAUUUUUAUUUGUUUUGUGUUAUAAUAAUAAUAAUGAUAAUAAUAAUAAUAAUAAUUUUGGUCCAUAAUAAGCAAACCCAACAUAAAGGACAGCACUUAACCUACCAGAUCCCUAUGAGCCACACAGGCACUUGGCCACCCCCUCUGUUGCAAGGCAGCGCAUGGAUGGCUUGCUUUUAGGGGAAGUCGGGGGCUCGGCCAAAACUCUUUUUAUGUUGUGGGGCAACAUUUGUAACCAGGUUUUUUGUAGGUUUUUGUAUCUUAAGGCAAAACCAGCUUUUGGCAAAGCUGAGCUGCUGCUUUUUUGCUUCCAGCAGCGCCAACGCGAAGGUUGCUGCAGCUUGGCGGCGGGGGGGGGGUGGAGUCCCUUGCCCUUCCAUGUGCAUAUCUGCUUUGUGCUGUUCUGCAGUGGAUGCUGUCCAGGACAGUUUGUACAGUGUGCUCUGCAUUCAGAGUAUGCUCCUGCGCAACAGCAGCAGCAGCAAAUGCAGGCUGCUUGGCUUUCCCUGCAACUGGGGACUGUAUGUAUAUAAUACAAGGCAGCUCCAGCCAUUGAACUUCUCCCAGGCAGGGCAGUCCUGACCGUGUGGCAGCAUUGUCUUGUAACAGCUGAACUACCUUUUCCAGUUCUCCCUAGGCUUGUGAGCAAGAGAGAUGCAAGAUGUGUAUACAGACAUAUUUUUUAGCUUCAUCUGUAAGUUGCAUUACCCUCCUUCAGUUCAUGCAAGUUGCAAAUUUUAAGAGGAUUUUUUAAAAAGGAAAAUAUAUAUAUAUAUAACUUGGGUUUGUAAAAAAAAAAGAAAGAAAAAUCAGAGAGGAAGGGGAAUUGGUCAGAGUUGAUCAUUAUAUGUAAAACAUCUCUGGAUCCUUCAGAAAUUCCCCCUCUUCUUGCUGCGAGCUGCGUUCAGCAUGCACCUGUACCGUGCUUGACCCAAAUAUGCAUAUCUUUCCCUGCGGACUCCAAUUUUUGUUGUAAAUGCUGUAUAGGAUUUCUCUUUCUGCUUUGAUAACUUUGUUUGGGUUUUUGACUAACUUCACUUCUUCUUUUUUAAAGUAUGAAGAUUAACUCUUUGUAGACGACUCAGCAACUCUCCCCAGAAAGUAUCAUGUGGCCUGUCAAAAAAAGCACAGGGCAGCAGCAAAGUCAGCUGCAGCGCCCCCCACCCCCAAAUUAUGCCCCAGGGCUUAACCAAAACAGUGGGUUUCGUUUUGUUUAAUUGGUUAUGGGAAGUCUAUAGUGCAGAAAGGGUUAAUCUGAGGAUUGAUGUGAAAUGACUGUUGCCUGAGCAGGGCUAUAUAUCUCCUGCAAAGCUGCAUUACAUUCUGUACUGUGUACAAUAAAGGAUUUUUGCUUUCUGUUCAGGCAC